UACUACUCGGCACAAGCGGGAAUUUCAGGGCAGAUUUUUUUGAAAAUAAUUAGUUAUUAAGACCCGACAAUGAACAUUAACGAUGGAGAUUUCAAAGAUUUGCGGGCCAAACUGGAUGUUAUGGGAUUUAACCAGACGCUACCUGUUCUGGCAAUCCCUUUGGUUCAAGCAAUAUUUGGAGAUUUAAUUAAGACCACAGAAUGCCUAAGGGAUACAAAAAAGCAAGUUGCCAGUCUCCUUGAGGAAAAGACCUGUUGGGAGCUGGGCAUUGAACCCUACAAAUGCGACAACUCACGAUUGCUAGCAGAAUGCAAUCAACUUCACUUGCAGUUCAUAAAGGAGCGAGAGGAUUACGAACUGCGAAUAUGUGAGGCCGAAAGACGCAUAAGAAACCUACAGACGGAUAGGGAACACUUGCAGUGCCACAAUGUGGAAAUGCAGAAUCAAUUGGAUGCGAUGUUGUCCAAGCAAAUGGUUACAUCGGUUGGUGUCAAGCGAAACCCAGGACCAGCCCCACGCCAUGGCAAGAAACCCUUCAUCAGCACUGUGCGCUCUGGCAACGUUUUGCCCACUGUUUUGGGAUCAACGCCAAGGGAAAGCCUAAAGUGCACUAAAUGCAAUGCUGGCAUCUUUCAAAAGACUACCACCACCAGCAAGGAUGGCGGAAUCACUGUGACCCAGACUAGCGGACAAGAAGAGAUUGAUAAGCUUCAAAACGAUCUAACAGCAGCUGGCGAACAGUUGGAGUUCUACAAGCGGAAGGUAGAAUCAAGAAAUCGAGAGAUACGACGACUGAAUGACAUGCUCUCUGGCGGACGUCCUCCCGCUGCUUUGGCCAAAGAUUGCUGCUACAAAGAAGUGGGGGCCCUGUCCCAAGAUAUUGAUCUAUUGCAAAGAGAAAAGACUGAACUAAUGAUACAGAUCCAGGAAUGUCGUGACAAAAUGCAUGAUGCCAUGCAACGUGCUGUAAGUUCAGAGGAGGAGAAGCUACGACUGCAAAAACAAAUGGGGGAGCUAAAAGAAGCCGCCCUGCAAGUGGAGCUGCAAGCCAAUUCCGAAAUAGAGGCUAGAGAGUUGCAACUAAAGCAAUUGCAAUUGGAAUUGAAACAAUCUGCAUCUGGUGAACGACUUGCGGGUGGUGCUACUCUUCAGAAUGAUAAACGCAAUCUAAAUGAACGGCUCAAUCUCCUCACACGCCGCGAAGAGGAACUGGACGCACUGAAUGACAAGCAGAAGAAGAAACUCCAUAAAAUGCAUGCCAAGAUAACAGCCCUUCAAAAGGAACUCCGCGAUCAGAAUCAACAUGUUGUACUUAACAUUGAUGAGGAGAAAAUUCGGCUCAAGUCCGAACGAGAUUUCUUUCAGAAGGAAUAUCUUCGUCUGAUGAGCAAGUCUGGUUCGGAUACGGAAUUGGCCUUUUUGCAUGCACAAAUCAAGUCGAAAGAUGAGGAACUUAAAGCAUUGCGUGCCGAAAUCUUUUCAGGAAAGCUACAAAUGUCUCCACAAAAGAGUCAGCAAUACGAGACAAUUCCACCGCUGACUGGGCGUAGCUCGUCGAAUGGCAAUAGCAGUCGCAGUGAUUGCGUCCAGGCCACCAUUGGAAGAAUAGAACGCGAACGUGAUUGUGCCCGCUCGGAAUUGGAACGUGUGCGCUGCGAACGGGACACAUUAAGGGAGAAGCAAUUGUGCUCGGUCCAACUGCAUGCCGAGGAAUUGCAAUCGUUGCGCCAUCGCAAUGAAGAGCUGCAGGAUCGUUUGCGCCGCCUGGAAAAGGAUAAUCGGGAAUUGAAUUCAGCCCGUGUGCCAACGGAAACCAACAUAGUUCUGCUCAGAGAGGAUAUUGCGGAGUUAAAGCAACGUGUGGUGACCUUGCAAAAUGAAUUGCAGCAAGCGAAAACUGAAAACGCCCAAAUCAGUUUGAUAAACGAGCAAAAUGAACGUCUGAUAGCAGAUUACCACAGCAAAUUGAUUAUAGCCGAACGUCAACGACAAACGGCUGAUGUGAGGGCCAGUUCCUUGGAUUCGAGUCGGGAAACGAAUCGAAAUGAAUUGACCCAAUUGCGUAGCGAACUGGGAGCGUUGCGUAAAACGUUCAUCUCACUGGAGCACGAGAAGGAUUCGCUUCUGAUCCAAUUGGACGCCAAAACCGAGCGAUCCUACAAACUAGAAUAUGACCUCAAGGAUUGCAGGGAGAAGAAGCUAACUCUGGAGAAGAAACUGCAAGAGCUGGAGGAGCAACUUCUCAAAGUGACCACCCGAAGUCGUCAACGUGAUUCAGAAUUGAAUGAGACUUGCACUGAAAGCAAAACCCUGCGUCAACAAUUGAUGGCAAUCAAAACGAGCCGUGAUGAAGCCAUCGCAGAGAAUGGUCGUCUGUCGGACAAAUUAAGCGAUGCUCAGGUGGAGGUUAAGAAGUUAAUUCAAAAACUCAAGGACUCGGAUGAUCAGGUGGCCUAUAUGAAAGAACAGUUACGCAAAUAUGUGCAGGAAGUGAAGAAGGCCGAGGAAAUACUUAUGCAAAAGGUGUACUCUCUCUUAAAGGAUAAGGAACGUGAGGAUCUCUUGGAUCAUUACAAGAGUCUCUCUCACGUGCAGGUGGCCCUUGCGGGCAGCAAGCAAAAUCUCGAAUUCGAAGCAACCGAAUUUAAACAACAAAUCUGUGAACUGGAAUGCGAAGUUCGGACUCUUAACGAUAAGCUACAUUGCUGCCAGUGUGCACGGGAUGAGGCGGAAGUCAAAUUGACAGCUGCUCGAGCAACGGUACGCCGUUUGGAACAAGAAUUGGAGAACGCCCACGAUGAUUUGAGAAUACAGAAAGUUGAUCUUGAUGCUCGCAAAGAACUAUGUGAUAAACUGGAUGUGGAGAAGGCAAAACUCAAUGCCGAAUUAAACGAGGUCCAUGAAAUACGCAAAAAGCUGACUAAAGAAUGCGAAAAUCUUCGCUGGGAGCUCCAGCAGAGUGCUGCGGUUAAUCAAAUUACCACCGAGACGACGGAUGAAAUGAUUGAACGUCUGCACAAUGAUCAGCAGCGUCAGGAAGAUGCCGAACUAAAGGCAAAGAAUGAAAUGGAGCGUCUUCGGGAACUACAUGAAGCGACACUGAAACAACUUCAGGUGGAGCGAGCACGUUGCAGUCAGCAGGAACUUUUGGCCAAUCGGUUUGAGGAGCAAGCCCGGGAAUUGCGUCAAAAUUUAACUGAAGAUCGUUUCCGUCAAGCACGUACAAGGGAAAUAAGUCCUAGAGUGCCAUCAAAAACGUUGUAGUAUUGGCUUAUGGUUCUUUUUUUUUUAUCGUUCUCACUUUUUACAUGUUUAACUCAAAUUUAUUGUAUGUAUUUAUCUAGGUUUACACAAAUCCUGAUCAAAUCUUAAAAAAAAAAAGAAACAGCGCGUA
Molecule: messenger RNA, 3394 nt
Organism: Drosophila willistoni
Lineage: Eukaryota; Metazoa; Arthropoda; Insecta; Diptera; Drosophilidae
Gene: Cep135
Product: centrosomal protein of 135 kDa
Exons: 12
Coding region: 70-3264 (1064 amino acids)
Source: RefSeq, a predicted model, not a curated record